AGAAAGUAGUGUUCGUGUUAAUGUAAUAUUGAUUUAGUUUGCAUAAAUUAUGUUUGUCGUAAACGUUUACAGGUAUUUAGAACAGUUAUUCAAAGUAAAUUAAAAAAAUAAGCAGCUUCCUUGUGUCUAAAGUGAUUACAAUCGAAUUUCGAAUUUGCCGCCAUAACCUCGGAGCGUACGUGUGUGAAAUGUUUUCAUAUUUCGAUUAAUUAUGGCGGACUGCGGCUGAGCGAAGUUCAUUUUUCCAUCCGGAGUGCAAAUAAUUAGUUGAAACGUUGAUGUGCUUCGAUAAAUAAGCGCAGAGGCGGUCGGGGAGUAUCGGGUGGGCGGCGUUCGGCGAUGGCGGAGAACAGGAGUUCGGUAGACGUCGUUAUGCCGGACAUUACCGAAGUGACCGAGCCCGAUCCGCUGGCAGCGGCGAGCGAGCGCGAAGUCGAGAGGCUGGAGCGCGACGGCGGCGCGCUCAAAGCGGCCCGUCUCGCCGAUUCCAACGGCGUGGUGACCGUGCCCGUGUCCCUUCCGGUCGGAACUCUGAUAACGGGAACGACCUUCAAUGUGAUCACAUCGGACCAGCUGCCGGGGCAUUUUAAGCCGAUGCUCUGCGUGGACAACGGUUUCAUAUCAGGCGGGCCGGUGACCGAGGAUAUAAAAGCGACACACAUAGUGAUACAGAAUCCGCCGUCGCCGCGACACGAUGAAGGUUCACAGGCGCCAACGCGAGCGAGCGCUCGAUCGUGGGCAGAGACGGCGAACAUGCCCAUCCUGCCAGUGCGGUGUAAGAAUACUUCUGCGGAGUUGCACAAGCAGCGGUUCGGUUCGGGGGGCCGCGGGAGGUGUAUUAAGUACGGAUUGGAGUGGUACACGCCGAGCGAGUUCGAGGCGCUGUGCGGGCGGGCGUCGAGCAAGGACUGGAAGCGCUCGAUAAGGUUCGGCGGCAGGAGCAUUCAGGCGCUGAUCGACGAGGGUGUGCUGACGCCUCACGCCACCAGCUGCACCUGCGGCGCGUGUUGCGACGACCAGUCUGCCAUGGGCCCGGUCCGUCUCUUCACACCCUACAAGCGGCGGAGACGCAACCAAGAUGAGGGCACCGAGAAGAAGCCCAAGAUCAAACGGGACAGCAGUCUUGGAGACAGCGACAUGGACAACAUACACAACACUAGCAAUAAUAGCCACUCGAAGGAGGCUUGGCAGACCAUAGCGGAGGGCUUGGAGAGCAACGCUGAUUAUCAUCUGCUGGAGGCUCCUGAUACUAGCAAUGAUCCUACUGCCAGUCUCCCAGACAUGAGCGGCGUGCUAAAGCGUCUCGACGACAUCGGAGCGACACUGUCGCGACUAGCCACCGAGUUGAAGCAAUGUGUCGAAGAUGUUAGAGGUGUCUCCGCUAGACAGUUAGCCAGGAUAGAGCAAGAGAGAGCCGGGGCGUUGCUUCAAGCGGUAGAGCAUGAUGCGGCGCUACAUAGCGCGGACGACGCGGAGUCUAAGAAGUGUGCGAACUGCAAUCGCGAGGCAUCAGCCGAGUGCUCCCUCUGCCGCCGCACGCCGUACUGCUCCACCUACUGCCAGAAGAAAGACUGGGCCUCCCACCAGAUAGAGUGCCUUCGCUCCGUGCCCACCAUUCACGACCAGCACCAGUCCAUCAUGCUGAUCGUGGAGAGCCAGCACCAAUAGCGAGAGCCUAAACUGGAGAGGCUUCGCCCGAGUGUCCUACGUCGUCGGUGACAAAGCACGCCCCUGCCAGAAUAGGGGACGCCCCACAAGCCCUAACACGUCGACUUCCGUCAGAAUACGGACAUUACCGCUAUAUAACCUUGAAUUAACCCUUAAAUGCAUAUUGUAUCCUGUAUUAUAUUUGAAAUUUCUAAUGUGAAAAAAAUAAACAUCGCAUUUGAGACUUGUUGUUGAUGCGUCACAGUCUAUAAUUGACAUUGACUGAUAUGCCAUUUCAGUUGUAGCCAUUUGACUACAGUAUGCAUUAAAGGGUUAAUUUUUAACUUUGGACUCAGUAAGGAUGCCAACGGGCUCAGAAUAAAUUUAAAACUGGAUCCAGACCAGAGGCCGUGAGUUCAAGUCUCCGUGCAGACAUCAGGGUACGUACCCAAAUGCACAAACGCUCACGUUAAUAUCUGUUUAACUAUCUAUCUCUAUCGCUCUCACGGAUUGGCGCGACAAAGCCAGACUGCAUUUUUGUCGGCGUCUGGCGUCGACGAUUGCCAUUCGACCACGCCGGCUGGAUCCAUUGGCCGUGUGUUCCAUUCUCACCCCAGGGCAGACAUGUUCCAUUUUUAAAUUUAUUCUAAGCCUAACCUUGAAUCGCUUUAUACAGUCGAGUUCAUAAAGAUGUGUACACUUUUUCACCUUAUUGCAACAAGUUAAGGUGACGAGAUGUACACAUAUUUAUGAACUCCACCGUACCUCUCUGUAUAUUCUCUGUACUUUUAGGUAUUUGAAAUAACGUAAACAUAUAAUUUAUACGUUUUAGGGUCGCCCGAUAGUACCCUAUCAUAUGUUUAUCAUAGAUAUAUGAUCAUAGGCAACAUGC
Leguminivora glycinivorella is the source of this 2539-nucleotide messenger RNA. RefSeq names its product deformed epidermal autoregulatory factor 1 (gene Deaf1). Gene Ontology annotation, biological process: positive regulation of transcription by RNA polymerase II. The record is from RefSeq and is a predicted model, not a curated record. The coding region runs from base 340 to 1668 and encodes 442 amino acids. Gene Ontology annotation, molecular function: DNA-binding transcription activator activity, RNA polymerase II-specific; RNA polymerase II cis-regulatory region sequence-specific DNA binding. Lineage: Eukaryota; Metazoa; Arthropoda; Insecta; Lepidoptera; Tortricidae. The transcript has 5 exons.